Symbiodinium sp. CCMP2456 is the source of this 3582-nucleotide messenger RNA. NCBI's taxonomy places the organism in Eukaryota, Dinophyceae, Suessiales, Symbiodiniaceae. The record is from the annotation of a GenBank genome assembly.
AUGCCUAGCAUCGGCCGGCAAUGGCAGCAUCCUUUCGUCGACAUUUUCAAGAGCUUCGGCACGGAUCCUUCCGGGGCCUCCCUGAAGGGCUCCGCGCUCUCGGCCGACCUCAAAGGAGAGGUCUCGGAGGAGAUGGACCGGGAGAUUUGCAAACGAGUCUUUAAAGUUCAAGGGUCCGUCUCCGCCAAUAACUACAUCCAACUGCCGAAGACGAAGGGCAAGGUCCGAAGUUUGGACCUCGUCGGCGAGUUCGUUUACCUCCAGCUGAAACUCCUCGGCGGCAAGUACUUUCUCAUCCACCUGGACUAUGUCGUCAGCAAUGGCCAGCGGUUUCGAAUUUCCCUGAGCAACGCAUACCACGAGGUGGGGACGGCGACAUACCACUGCAUUCAGUGUCCCUGCCAGCUGCCGGAGCAGUGGACUGUGGUGCGGCUCCAUGUGCCCUCAGCGUUGGGCGUGGUUCCAGGAGUCAACCGACACGGCUUCCUCUUGAGAUCCAUCCAGAUCUGUUCGUCUCUGUAUGUGCGGAAUGUCUUCACCUCCGACCGAUACUACGCCGCCCAUGCUGGACCUCGCGAAAUCCUGGGUGAGUUCAAGGACUGGGCAUUUGUCGAUGUUCCGGAUGCUGGGGAGGCUGCAGCAGCUGCCAGCGACAGGAUGGCCGUGAUGGCUGCGCCGUCUCCACUGAAGAGUUCAUCAUCUCUGCCCUCUGCCAGCUGCAUCUCACCAUCGGGGAAGGCGGAAAAGGAGGAUUGGCCGAGGCCGAUCGCAUCGAUUCGGAACAUGGCGGCGGUGGUCGCUGGUGGGCGCAGGAUCGUGGAAACGUCCGGAGUUCUCCAGGUCCCGCAUCGCCGGGCAGCUUUCGUGCAAAGUGCUGGGCCGGACGGAGCUGCUGCACCGAUGGAGAUUGCGGGCAUGAGCUGCAUGGCCCUGGUGCUGCGAAGCCAGGAUCCAAGCAGCAGACCCCGUUUCUUGCAGGGUCAUGCCAGGCGCGUUGAAAUGCUGGAGGCCUCAGACGACGGGCGGUGGGUGGCGUCAGUACAAGGGAGUGGAGACGAGGAGGUGGAGGGCAGGCGGUCUCCUCCGGUCAUGCGGCUUUGGACGGUGCAUUCCGAAGGCAUGGUGUGUGCGUCCGUGACGUCCCUGCCGUCGCUGGUCUCUGUGCAAGCUGUGACCUUCGACGGGCCUGCGAAGUUUCUGGCGGUGGCUGGCCAGGAUAUCCAGAAUCGGCAGAGCUUGCUAGUCUGGGACAUGAGCCGCGCCGACGGCGGUGCCCUGACACCGGUGGCCAAGCAGACGGGGCCCGAUGUGGCCUGCCUUCGGUUCUCGCCAUUCGAGAAGCUGACUCUGAUCAGCUGCGGCAUGGAGAACGUCCGCUUCUGGCGGAUCAAGGAUAGCCACCUCAGCGGCUGCAUGGUCCCGCUGGGAGGUCUGGCGCGCCAAAUGCACUUCACGGCACUGGCUUUCGAGUGCCGCCGCGCAGGUCACAGCUUCUGCUUGCCUUCCGAAGCAGCCGAACAGGUCCGAUUCUGGGUGGGAACUGCAGAUGGCCGCGUGAUUGAGCUGGGCCACAAGAGUCGGAAGGUCCUGGCAGUGCAUCAGCUGCACACUCAGGCGAUCACGGGGCUUUGUGCCAACGAGUCCUUCGUGGUGACCGCUUCUGCUGACCGACACGUGCGGGUCUGGCCCUUGGACUUCCGAUCCUUCUACCUUCAUGCCCUUCACGAGACCGCCGUGACCGGCAUCGACAUCAGCCUUGAUGGGCGGCAGGUGCUCUGUAGCACUGCGGACGGUUCCGUGGGCAUGUUGGACCUCCAGUCCCACCAGUACCAGGAUUUUCUGCGGUCUCACCGGACCUCAGUCUUGCGAGCAGCCCUCGCCGAUGCUGGACAGCUUGCUAGCGUCGCGGAGGGAUCUCUCAAGGUUUGGAGCUUCCCGGCUCUGGACCAGAUCGGAGACUUUCCGCUGCCGGAAGCGCAGGUGGAGGCAGUGGCUUGCCAUCCUUUUCGACGCCAGAUUGCGAUCAGCUUCCGGUCUGGCAAACUGCUGGUCUUCGAUGUGACCGCGGCCGCGGCUAUGGCCCAGCGGCAGCACGAACAUAGGCUGCCACUGCUUCGCUUCCUUGCGUGUGGCGCCGAGGACGAGGCAAGAGGAGCCAGCCUGGUAGCCGCAGACACGACCAGCACCAUUGUGCUGUUCAGCGAGGCCCAAGGCUACGAAGCUCUCGGGAGUUCCGGUGCCGAAGUCCCAUGCCUGGGCUUCGAUGGCUCUCCGGCACCUGCGAUGAGCGGAACUCCGCCCAGGUUGCUUUGGCUGACCGAGAGCCGAUCCGUGGCUUUGCAGAGCCUUCCAGACGCCCGGCUCGUCGCAAACCUUGCGGCCAACACGAAGGUCUCAUGCCUUGGCUUUUCGCAAUCGGGACGCUUCGUGCUGAUUGGCACUGCGGAUCUGAAGAUCCGGGCCUUCGAGGCUUCAGAUGGCACCUCGGUCUUCACGGCUCCUUGCUGCCUUCCUUUGUGCUCUCUCCACCUCGCAGACGCUGGGCCACCACCCUGGCCACUCAUGUCCGCUGCAGCAGACAAGCUGCUGAGGAUCGCGCGUGUGAAAGCAGACCCAGAGGCCUCGGAAGGAAGUGCUUCCUUCACCGUGCAGCUGGAGCAGAGCUUCAUCUCCCAUGUGCGGGUUGUGAUCGCUCGCGACAUCAAAGCAUCUGACUUGCACGCAUCGUGGGCUUACCUUCGAAACACAGGCGGAGGCGCCUCACCAGUUGCUUUCGGCGCAAGGCCACGCCGUUUCACUCAGCUCCUCAGAGAUCGUGUGCUGGGACGCUGGUCUGCAGACUUGGGCAGGACCUGGGGCAAUGGUUGGAUACCUGCAUCCGGGGGUGGGGUGACUGCCUUCGCCUUCGCAUCGCGACAGUCCGAAGUUGCAUUGGGAGUGGGCAAGUGCGGGCGCGAAGACGACUCCGUUUUCUUCGGGGCAGUUCCCAGGCUGCAGGUUUGGAUUGGCGAAGCAACGGGCCGCGGAGCCGUAGGCCCGAAAGCUAAGGCUGCUGGCGUGAGCCAUAUGAGUAUAGCUGCUCAGGCGGCGAGGAAUCUCGGAGGUUUUGUGCCGAAUAAGAUCUUCGUCGGUGGUGUGCCGAUUACAGUCACCGAGGAGCAAUUCAGGCAAUGCUUUGCGCAGUACGGAGCCAUUGCGAAAGUGGAGCUUCAUGCGCUGAGAGGCUUUGGAUACAUAACCUACGACACCGUCGAGGCUGUGGAUGCGUGUCUAGAAAAGUACGAGGAGCAUUACCUCAGCAAGAAGUGGGUAGAAGUCAAGCGUUCCAUCCCUCGAGAGCUCAUCGACGCCUACGAGAGGGAACAGCGGCGUUUACAUAGCCUCCACAGCGAAGCUCAGAAAGCAGCAGCGCCCAAGGCAGCUCGGAGUCAAUGGCUCCAGGGAGGGGCAGAUGUAGAGAUAGUUACACUUUUACAUGCAGCAUGUCCCUGUUGUGCGAUAGUUUGCAUGGGACAAUUAGGGGGUGUUGCUCAUUUACAUUUAAGACGUUGUUCUUCAGUCCAGGAUGGGGGUCGACAUUGA